AUGAACGAAGGGCGUUGUCCCGCUGCCCGUGGGAAAUUCCAGCUCAUCUGUGCAGAUGUCCCUCUCCGACUCCUCGGCGAAAAAGUCGCCGCCGGUCUCGCCACCGCCGUGGCAGACGCAGCGGACAGCUGCGCAACAUCACUCAUUGGCCUGGUCGAGGGCCGGGAAUCAAAGCCAAACUCCUUUCCUCGGAUUCUACGGCGCAGAGUGAACUUUCCGAACCUCAAGCUCCUCUCCGUAUCAAACCUGGAGAUCAGUGACAUUGCACUUUCGGAUCACAUGACUGUGACUUGUGAUAUCAACAUGCCAGGCCCAGAAGUCAAAGCCCCCACUCGCAGAUGCUGUCGGAGUUUUAACCCUCUCACGGCUGGCAAGUUUUCGGCUGCGUUUCAGGAUCUGACUGCUGACCAAGUGCCCUCUGACACUGAGGCGCUAAGCUCAUGGUUUUACUUCUCCUGCGAAACCAUAUUGGACUCUGUAGCACCAUAUAAAACAAGGCAGCCCAGAACUAAAGCUGAGCCCUGGUUUAAUGACACGACCAGAGCCGCCAAACAAGACUGCCGCAGGGCGGAGCGUAAGUGGAAGAAGGACAAAUUGCAGGUGUCACAUCAAAUUUUAAAGGACUGCUGGCGCCAAUACCAAAAUACUGUAAAGGAUGCAAAAAGACAUUACCUCUCAAACAUAAUAUCAGCAAAUUGUCAUAAUCCACGCAUGCUAUUCAGAACCAUUGACUCUGUUCUUAAUGCUCCAUCAACUGUCUGUCUAGAAUCCUCUAAGGACAUUUGCAAUGACUUUCUUUUAUUCUUUACUGAUAAAAUCACCUCCACUAGAGCCUUGAUCACACACUCUUCUGCUUCUGACCCCUGUCCUUCCUUCAAUCUUGGGCCAGACGCUUGGCCGCUACUGGAGUGCUCUGCUGUUUUCCAUCAGUUUGAUCCCGUGACUCUCCCUUUACUGGAGAAAGUAGCAAACAGUAUUAAACCCUCUGGCACGGUCCUGGAUAUUAUUAAUUCUAGUCUCUCUACCGGUGUGGUCCCUAUAGCAUUUAAACAUGCAAUAGUGCAGCCCCUUGUCAAGAAGCCUGGACUUGACCAAAAGGUGUUGGCAAACUUCCGCCCUAUAUCCAAGUUACCAUUUUUAUCCAAAAUCUUGGAGAAAAUAGUGUUUAAUCAAUUAAAGGCCUUUUUAGAUGAACAUAAUUCAUGGGAGGUUUUUCAAUCUGGUUUCAGAGUUCUUCAUAGCACUGAGUCAGCUUUAUUGAAAGUUUUUAAUGACAUUUUACUCGCAUCUGACUGUGGUGACAAUGUGGUUUUAGUCUUGCUUGAUCUUUCCGCUGCUUUUGAUACGGUGGACCAUGACAUUUUACUAGCUAGGCUUCAGCACCUUGCCUUUGAGUGA
Molecule: messenger RNA, 1398 nt
Organism: Cyprinodon tularosa
Lineage: Eukaryota; Metazoa; Chordata; Actinopteri; Cyprinodontiformes; Cyprinodontidae
Exons: 5
Coding region: 1-1398 (465 amino acids)
Source: RefSeq, a predicted model, not a curated record